Messenger RNA from Periophthalmus magnuspinnatus, 4957 nucleotides. RefSeq names its product RecQ helicase-like 4 (gene recql4). The record is from RefSeq and is a predicted model, not a curated record. Gene Ontology annotation, biological process: double-strand break repair via homologous recombination; telomere maintenance. The transcript has 28 exons. Bases 245 to 4870 code for a protein of 1541 amino acids. Gene Ontology annotation, cellular component: cytoplasm; chromosome; nucleus. NCBI's taxonomy places the organism in Eukaryota, Metazoa, Chordata, Actinopteri, Gobiiformes, Gobiidae. Gene Ontology annotation, molecular function: 3'-5' DNA helicase activity; four-way junction helicase activity; zinc ion binding.
ACAGUCUGUCUAUAGUCCUCAUACUGGAGGUAGCUCUCUUUCGGGGGAUGGAGAGCGGAUGUGGCAACACACAUACGAGUUCCGGGGCGCGAAAACUGUAAACACAGACUUCUGAAAUAACGCUGCAUAUUUUUACUGAGCAAAAACUACUCUAUAUGCAUAUAAUAGCGAUGGCACGUAGUGUUUGGUAGUGACAGUAAAACAGUUUCAGUCUUAUUAUCGAAGCUAAAGGCUGAAACUCAUCAUGUACCGCUACAAUGAAGUGAAGACUUUACUAAAAAACUGGGAGCAAGACUUUGUCAAACGGCACCAGAGGAAACCCAGUAAGGAGGAUAUUGAUCAAGCACCCGAGGAAAUAAAACAGUUAUAUAAAGAGUACAGAAGUUUGAAACAGUCCAAAGAAAACAGCACCAAUCAUACCAGUGGAUCAGCUGACCAGAGCACAUCUAAACAGAUCAACUUAACCUCAAAGGAAGCAGAUUGUUGGGGUUCACAUUUGAAUCGUAAAUCGCUGCCGGCUGCCUCUCCAAAACUCACAGCACAGGACAAAGAUAAUCUAAAGGCUUCAGCACAUUAUUACGGUCUUAAGCUCAAGUCUAAUUUACUUGCACUUGGAAAGGAGAGGCCAGUGUCUUUAAAGAAAACUCCAACUCGGACACAGCUGAAUACUUUGAAAGAAGGACAAACUGCACACACAAACAGCCCAGUGUCUACUCCUAAAUCUACACCAUGCAAACCAUCGAACCCCUUCUCUCCAAGACUUGACUCUAGCUUCGGAUCUCUGACUUCACAAUCAGUACCUUCUGAAGAACCAGAAGAACCUUUUGAACCCUUUGCUCCUUCCACUGAAACAACAAACUCCACCAGUGAAAAUGAGCCUGUACCCAGUCCAGUGCCUUCUAUUGGCAGAAAACCCACUCUUUUUUCAUCUCUGUCACCUUCCAAAAGAUUAGAGACUACAACAGAAGCUUUAACAAAUUAUCAAGAUGGUAAUAAAGUGAAUGAGAAAACACCACUCAAAAACAGCAUGAAAGAACUAGAUUUAAAUGGAUUGAAGGGAGCCCCAAAGUUUUCCAGUAGUUUCAGAGGAGAAAUUGGUGGAAAAAGUACUGCAGCAAAACCAUGUCUUGCUAACAGACUGACUCAUAUUGACAAGAAGUGGUUGGAAAGAUGUCAAGUUUUUGGAGAGCUGGGAGCACAAGACAAACCUGUUGUGGGAAACAAAGAAGUUAUUUUUGAACAAAAGCAAGAUCAAAAAGAUGAGGCACUGGAAUUAAAAAUAAAUCAAUCUGACAUUGAAAAAGUAUAUUGCAAGGACAAUAGUAGUAAAAGUAAAGGUAGUGCUGAUGGUCAAGAAGUAAAAUUGGCAAAUAGGGAUCUAAAGUCUGAGGUGAACAGUAGUGAAGUAAAACCUGUUCAACACAAAAGAAAAAGUAAAGUUGACAAUGAGAUUAAAGAAGUGAACAUGGAUUUAGAACCACCGGGACUGACGCCUCCACUGACUCCAGAAGAGGGUGCUAAAACAAAAAGUACCAAAAGAAAGGGUCGAAAGAGGCACAGAGAAGGAGAGGAAGAGGACGGGGCUGUGGAGGAACAGGAGACAGGAGCAAAGAAGAAACGCAGAAGGAAGAAGAAAGAUGCAGCAGCCAAUGAUAACGACGAAAGUCCAAAACCAGCGAAAAAACAAAGGGCUAAAAAGAAGGGAGACAAGGAUGGAGAGGAGAAGAAAGAGAAGGAACCUACAAAGCCCCCACAGGAAAACCUGUUUGGAGAGGUGGAUGAAAGUUUUGGAGCCAGAAAACUAUAUCAACCCGGUUUAAACAAGCCAAGGAAUAUGAAAAUGGAGGGAAACUUUGUGAAAAUAAACCUAAAGAAGAAGUCCCAUGUGAAAGGAUAUGCAUUGAGGGGGAUGGCUCUAAGGCGACAGAUGUACAUGGAGAAAUUUCAGUUGAAGGGGGAGCGUUUUGGGGGCGGUGCAGGGUUCUUUCGAGGGAGACGAGGCGGUUUCCGAGGGUCGCUCAGUCGCCAAGGAGACACCUGCUACAAAUGUGGAGGCACGGGACAUUGGGCCAUCGACUGCAAAGGGCGAGCUCCACCCCCUUCAACACAAGACAAGCCGUCAGCCGAAGAGGAGCCCUUUGAACUUCCCACUCUGGAAGAAGUUGCCAGGGCAACGGGAACUCUCAAAUCUGAGCCUAUUGUUUCACAGAGCAUCAGUGAAGAGUCUACCCAGGACAUUGAUGAAGACAGUAAGAAACAGGACGAGAUUUUGCUGAAUGUGAUCCGUCCCGACUAUGAGCGCCCCCCUCCUCCUCCACCGAUGGAGCCUCUGUUUCCUCUUGUGGAAAAUGGGAAAGUUCAAGAAACGCCAGCUGAAGUUUUUGCUGGCCUUAAAGAUUUGGGCUAUCAGUCAUUCAGACCUGGGCAGGAGGACGCCAUCAUGAGGAUCCUGUCUGGUCUUUCUACAUUGGUGGUACUAUCGACAGGAAUGGGCAAAUCUCUCUGCUACCAGCUCCCGGCCUACCUGUACUAUCAACGCUCUAAAUGCAUAACACUAGUCAUCUCACCUCUGGUCUCACUAAUGGAUGAUCAACUUUCGGGGAUAUCGCCAAAGCUAAAGGCUGCUUGUAUUCACUCCAACAUGACAAUGAAGCAGAGAGAAGCUGCUAUUGAAAAGGUGAAGACAGGGCAAGUGUGUGUGUUGCUCCUGUCACCUGAAGCUCUGGUCGGUGGAGGUGGUUCAGGAUCAGGAUGUCUGCCUCCUGCACAAGACCUCCCCCCUGUGGCGUUUGCCUGUAUAGAUGAAGCUCACUGUGUGUCCGAGUGGUCCCACAACUUCAGACCCUGCUAUCUGAGGCUUUGUAAGGUGCUGAGGGAGCGUCUGGGCGUGCAGUGCUUGUUGGGUCUCACAGCUACAGCCACUCUGUCCACCGCGUUGGACAUCGCUCGACAUUUGUACAUUAACGACAAAGAUGGCAUCGCUGUGAGGUCUGCCGCCGUGCCUCCAAACCUCAACCUGUCUGUGUCUAUGGACAGAGAAAAAGACCAGGCGCUAGUUUCCUUAUUGAGAGGUGACAGAUUUGGAUGUUUGGAUUCCAUUAUUGUGUAUUGCACCAGAAGAGAGGAGACCACACGAGUCGCUGCACUGCUUAGAACCUGCUUACAGGGGGUGCUAGUUAAAGAAAACCCAAACAUUACCAACAACAAUGAGGCUCAGAGGAACCCUGUAGGACAGAAGAAAAAGGAACUUGCAAGGAAAAAGAUCCGUAAACCAAUCAAAUGGCAGGCAGAGUCGUACCAUGCCGGUCUGUCGGGGUCUGAACGACGCCGCGUCCAGAAUAACUUCAUGUGCGGGGAGCUGAGAAUUGUUGUGGCAACUGUGGCUUUUGGAAUGGGACUGGACAAAUCUGAUGUCCGAGGAAUCAUUCACUACAACAUGCCUAAGAGCUUUGAAAGUUACGUUCAGGAAAUUGGACGAGCUGGAAGAGAUGGAGAACCAGCCCACUGUCAUCUGUUCUUAGACCCGGAGGGUGGAGAUCUCCAUGAACUUCGUCGUCACAUCUAUGCAGACACAGUGGACUAUUACACAGUCAAGAGACUGGUCCAGAAAGUCUUCCCUGAGUGUAAAUGUAAACAAAUCCACCAGAAACAGCAGUUACUCACUAAGGACAUAGAGGACUCCGAGCUUCUUGAAAUGAUGGAAGUCUGUGAACAGGAGAAAGGUCUGAUAGAGCAAAUUACACCGUCUAUGAAUGACCAACCAACAGAUGCACCACAACCAGCCCCAGUUGAUAGUACUAAGUUACCAGUUGAAGAUGAUGCCACUGUAUCUGAACCUGAAGCCAGAGAUGACAAGUCUGUUCAGCCACAAGAAGCUGUUGGUUCAAAUGUCGACAGUGAAUCGGAAAAAGAAAGAACAGCGACCUUUGAGUGGCCGAAAGAUCGUGUUUGUCACACCCACGAAAGAGCUAUUCCAGUCCAACAAACUGUGGAGACUUUGGACAUCACAGAGGAAGGUGUGGAGACUUUGCUGUGUUAUUUGGAGCUCCAUCCUCAGCGUUUUGUGGAGCUGCUUCAUCCAACAAUGUCCCAGUGUAAAAUUGCCUGCUAUGAUGGGCCACGACAACUUCAGAAACUUACUAAAGUCUGUCCUCCUGUUGCUGUAGUUCUGGCUCGGAUGAGGAUGAUGGGCGAACGGGUGGAGGUUCUGGACCAGGUGGAGUUUGAUGUAGUGGAGGUGGCCGAUACGAUGGGCUGGCAGCUGCCCCUGGUGAAGAGAGGACUCAGGCAGCUGCAGUGGAGCUCAGUGGGGGGUCGCAGUGGUGUUAUGGUUGAGUUUUCGGCCCCGUCGUUUUACUUUCGUUCCUAUGGUGACCUCAGCGAUGAAGAGAUGGACCAAGUCUGUCACUUCCUUCACAACAGAGUCCAGAGCCAAGAGACCACACAGCUGUACCAGCUCGCCUCCUGCUUCAAGGCUUUUAAAAGUGUGGCGUAUCAAAGAGUAACUUCCUGUGUUGAUGAUUUGGACGAGAGCCGCAGUCUUCUGCUUAAAAGUCUCCUCUCUGAAUAUUUUGAAAAGAGGAGAGACCAGCACAACAAACUAGCUCCUCUGGAAAUGGAAGAACUUGACAAAUUUAAGCUGUUUGACUGGGAGGGACAGAUCAGAGCAGACAUUAGGAGUUUUCUUGCUAACAGAUGUGAUGAGAAGUUUACUGGGCGGGCUGUGGCCAGAAUCCUCCAUGGCAUUGGGAGCCCUUGUUAUCCUGCCAUAACAUAUGGCAAAGACAGACGCUACUGGAGGAAGUACAUUCAGUUUGACUUCAACCAACUCAUCAGACUGGCCACUCAGGAGAUAAUUCAAUUUAAAUGACUGAUAAAAGUUAUUUGUUGUAUCAGAUAAAUCAUAACUUUUAACUCUGUUUUGUACAAAGUAAAUAUUGUAAUAAAAGUAUUUUUG